Messenger RNA from Haliotis rufescens (red abalone), 2425 nucleotides. RefSeq names its product fucose-1-phosphate guanylyltransferase-like. The coding region runs from base 39 to 1856 and encodes 605 amino acids. Lineage: Eukaryota; Metazoa; Mollusca; Gastropoda; Lepetellida; Haliotidae. The transcript is spliced from 3 exons. Gene Ontology annotation, molecular function: transferase activity, transferring phosphorus-containing groups. The record is from RefSeq and is a predicted model, not a curated record.
GGAAAGCUUGUUGUUCGAUACCGGUUGCACUAUCCACGAUGUCAGUCACGGGGGGAAUGAUCGGUUUCAUGAAACAGAUGUUAGAAGAAUACAAAAGUUUAAGAGGGAGGACGAAGGACAGCGGUGUCAGGCCCUUCUGGGAUGUGGUUGUCAUCACAACGGCUGAUGAAGAUCAAAGGAAGGCCUUCCAGCUGCAGAUUGAUGACAAGGCAGGACGGAGGGAGCUACCCUUAGAUCUACCUAUACAUGUCGUCACAGACCCACCUGGCACCAGGAUCGGUAAUGGGGGUUCUACCCUGACUGCCUUAGAGCACCUGCAUGAUGAAUACGGGGCAGAGAUGUACCAGAUGAAGACCCUCCUGAUACAUGCCGGAGGCUGGAGCCAGAGGAUGCCCAGCGCCAGUGUCCUGGGAAAGGUGUUUUCGGCCCUCCCCCACGGGGAGCCUCUGUACCAGAUGCUGGACCUCAAGCUGGCCAUGUACUGGUCACUCGUGGACAAGAUGAAGCCUGGGGUACUGCUCGUCUGUGCUGAUGACUUCCUGGUGUAUAAUCUUGGAUCUGAUUCGGAUUGGUCUAUUCCCGACACUGGGUUCACUGCAUUUGCUCAUCCUUCAUCCAUUGAGAUGGGGCGCACACAUGGUGUCUAUGUUAUUGCAGAUCAGGAUAAGAUCAACAGACAGAGGCAUGUUUCUAUUGAGGAGUGUCUUGAGGUGUUGCAGAAACCCACGGACGAGAGGAUGGAGAAACAGGGAGCUAUACUUGAAGGUCAAGGUCCUUUUGUAUUUGCAGAUGAUUUGACUCUUGAGGGCAAGGUCGUUUAUACUGACAGCAGUUUCUACUUCGGGACUGACAUCAUGAAGAGUCUCCUAGAUUUGAAGAAGAAGAUUGGCCAUAUCACCUGUGAGAUUGAUGCUUAUGGCGACUUCUUACAAGCUCUCGGUCCCAGGGCAACAGCUGAAUAUAUUGACAUGACGGGGAAUAUAAGUCUCAUGACCUCUGACCUCAAGGACACCAGGAUGAAGGUGUUCAAUCAUCUGAAAGGAACCGAUAUCCAUCUUCUUGUGAUGAAUGCUUCAAAGUUCAUCCACAUUGGAACCACAAAGGAGUAUAUAUACCAUUUGUGUGAAGACAAAGAAUUCCAACAGCAGCUUUCAUUCUCAAAAGAUGUCUUUAAUGUUUGGACUGACAGCUUUCACCAAAAUAAUCACAAAAGGCCUAAAAUGGAACAUGAAUCGUUUGGUUGUGUGAUGCACUCGUCAUUGCCAAAAACAUCAUCAACCCCAGUUAGGUCUGUGAUGGAAUACUGCCACUUUGACAUCCCAGUGUCAGUUCAGCCCAACACCAUCCUCAGCAACUGUCAGUUUCUGUUGUCCAAAGUGUCCAAUCCUCCCAUGGUCCUCACUGUACCGAAGGGAUGCUUCCUCCAUACUGUGCCCAUCUGUGUCGACAACAGCACAGAGUUUGUUACAAUUUUCCUGGAUAUUUUUGACAACAUCAAGAAGUCAUGUUCCUCAGAAGAAGUGACUUCUUUGUCCUUUCUUGGUAAAACGAUUGAGGACUUUUGCUCAUCGUCAGACUUGACUGUGAAAGAACUCAUCCCCAAAGACUCGUCUGGAAAUGCAGCUGACAAAAUUAGCCUGUGGACUCUGAAACUCUUUGCUGCUCAGUCAUCUAUGACAGAAUCAUUUUACUUUUCCCUCACCGAAAUGAAACAUCUUAUUAGUGGGAAGAAGACAGCAGAACCUUCAAGCUGCAGACGCCUCUCAAUGGCUGACCUUCUCAAGGUGAAGGAUGUGGCAGCCAUGUUGAAAUAUCGGAGGAAUCUCUUUCAAGCCAUCACAGCUGCCAAGAACUGAUCUAGUUUAUUGCUUUAGACAUGGGGAAUGUAUAAAGAUCUUGAUUUCAGUCAUGCUUUUAGGUUUAUGCAAAUACUGUGGUUCUUUCAGGGUGAAUGUUAAGGUACAUAUUUUAUCAGCUUUUUGUGCCAAAAAUGUUUUUGCAAACUUUGCGCAUAUCAUCAUGAUCAUGUUCAAUGAUGACCUAUAUUUUGUGUCCAAUAAAUCAGGCCACAAUAUUUUAAGGUUUAGCCUUUCUCUGUGGGAUACAUGUUUAUCAUCAUGAUCAUGUUCACUGGUGACCUAUAUUUUGUGUCCAAUAAAUCAGGACACAAUAUUUUAAGGUUUAGCCUUUCUCUGUGGGAUACAUGUUUAUCAUCAUGAUCAUGUUCACUGGUGACCUAUAUUUUGUGUCCAAUAAAUCAGGACACAAUAUUUUAAGGUUUAGCCUUUCUCUGUGGGAUACAUGUUUAUCAUCAUGAUCAUGUUCACUGGUGACCUAUAUUUUGUGUCCAAUAAAUCAGGACACAAUAUUUUAAGGUUUAGCCUUUCUCUGUGGGAUACAUGUUUAUCAUCAUGAUCAUGAUCAU